AUGGUCUUCAUCUUCAGACACAACCUCCUCUACUUCACUGUCGUGAUCAAGGAUCUUAAAUUCUGUGCUGAUAGAGUUCUGCUUAGCAAGCACAAAGUCACAGCUAAAAUUGCAUGGGGAGCAGAAUGCAAGCAAUACGACACGAUGAUCACAGCGGAGACUGGUCUUCUUGGUCCAAGCACUGCAGCUCGCCUCAGAGUGGCCUGGAACGCACUGCCUUCUGAACUUAAACGCUAUGCAAAAAAGAUAUAUGACUACAUUCCUGCUUCCAUGCUGGCUGGCUUGAUACAAGGAAAGGGUGAAAACAGUGGCAAUCAGCUCUCAUUUACACUGGUUGCCACAUCUGACAGAACUAUUGACCUCAUUUUGAAAACCCAGACACAUACUGUCUAUAGGCUGGCUUUGCAUCUUCCAAUCGCUAUGCCACUUAAUGAAAUCAAAGGUCUCACCCCUUUCGAUGGCCUUGCUGAUAAAGUCCACUACUUGUUUGCCAAGGCUGGACCAGCUAAAUGCAGCUUGGUCAAAGACACACUGACCACAUUCAACAACAGGAGAUACAAGAACCAGAUGCCGUUGUCUUGCUACCAAGUUCUGGCACAUGAUUGUACCGAUGAGCUGAAAUUCAUGGUUCUGCUGAAGAAGGGUCACAUUGAACAAAACCAUAUCAAUGUGAAAAUUGCUGACAUUGAUAUUGACCUGUACCCGAAUAACACUGACGUGAUUGUGAAGGUCAAUGGAAUGGAAAUACCCAUCAACAACCUGCCACACCAGCAUCCCACAGCUAAAAUCCAGAUCAGGCCAAAGGGUGAAGGCAUCUCUGUGUACGCUCCCAGCCAUGGUCUUCAGGAAGUCUAUUUUGACAAGAACUCAUGGACGGUUAAAGUUGUGGACUGGAUGAAGGGACAGACCUGUGGACUCUGUGGAAAGGCUGAUGGGGAAAUCAGACAAGAGUACCGCACACCUAAUGGACGCUUGACCAAGAACGCAGUCAGCUACGCCCAUUCCUGGGUUCUGCCAGGCGAGAGCUGCAGGGACAACACUGAGUGCCGUAUGAAGCUCGAAUCUGUGCAGCUUGAGCGACAGGUAAACGACCAUGGCCAGGAAUCAAGAUGCUACUCCGUUGAGCCUGUGCUGCGCUGUCUGCCCGGCUGUUUCCCUGUGAAGACCACCGCCGUCACUGUUGGCUUCCACUGCCUGCCUGCUGAUUCUGCCCUGAAUCAUCCAGAGAGUCUUAGCAGCAUCAACGAUAACAGCGUGGACCUGAGGGAAAAAGCAGAAGCCCACCUCGCCUGCAGCUGCAAGGCUCAGUGUGCUUAA
This is a messenger RNA of Anarrhichthys ocellatus (wolf-eel), 1317 nucleotides long. RefSeq names its product vitellogenin 2 (gene vtg2). Gene Ontology annotation, molecular function: lipid carrier activity. The record is from RefSeq and is a predicted model, not a curated record. NCBI's taxonomy places the organism in Eukaryota, Metazoa, Chordata, Actinopteri, Perciformes, Anarhichadidae. Gene Ontology annotation, biological process: cellular response to estrogen stimulus; lipid transport; response to estradiol.